UCUGCAUGGGGCCUUCAAGUUUCAAAUAUUAGAAUAACCUGUGAAGCAAGUUGUAUUAUAGAUUGCUUUAUGAUAACUUAGUCACAUUGUAUCAAAUUGCAUUUACUUGGACCAUAUAUUUCUAUAUAUCAAGUUCUUGACCGAUCAUCAUCUUUGAGCAACUUCGAUUAUGGAGAAGCUAGCAUUAUUAUUCUUAUACUCUAGUGUUCUAAUACCAAUCUUUAUAACUUGUGCAGCGAAGGACACCAUAACAGUUGGUCAAGUCAUCCGAGAUGGCGAUAGUACUCUUGUUUCAGCUGAUGAAACAUACGAACUUGGGUUUUUUAGUCCAGGAAGCUCUAGAAACCGGUUUCUGGGGAUAUGGUUUAAAAACAUAUCACCUCAAACCGCCGUCUGGGUUGCUAACACAGAGGCUCCACUGACCAAUGUAUUUGGUGAGCUCAGAGUUAGCCAUGGUGGAUUGCAACUGUUCAGCGGUAACAACAUGGUUAUCUGGUCAACUAAUUCAUCUGGAUAUGUUAGUUUGGUGGCACAGCUACUAAAUAUGGGAAUCUUGUUUUACGUGAUCAGGGGAUUUUGAUCUGGCAAAGUUUUGAUCAUCCUGGAGACACUCUUCUUCCAGGAAUGAGAAUUGGUGUAGACUUGGUAACAGGAAAAAGCAGACACUUAACUUCAUGGAAGACCGAAGAUGACCCGUCUGCAGGUCCUUAUGUUCUUCGGGUGGCUCCAAAUGGGUAUCCACAACUGUUUGAGACGCAGAAUUUGGAUUCAAAGUCGAGAUUCGGACCAUGGAAUGGUGCUACGUUUAAAGGCAUGCCUGAUUUCGGUGGUAAUUCAAUACAAUUUAUAUUUAAUGACACAGGGAGGUACUUUGGAUACAAUCUUGUGAACAGCCCACAGGCUUCCAGGAUGCGUUUGAAGCCGGAUGGAGAUAUUGAAUACUUAAACUGGAUAAAUCUCACACAAAGCUGGAAUGCAUUUUCAACUGCAACAAAUGAUAAUUGUGCAAGUUAUUCCAUCUGCGGUCCGUAUGGAGUCUGUAACAUUGAUAACACCCCUGCUUGUAGUUGCCUGGACGGUUUUGAACCACGAAACGCUGAAGAUUGGAGAAGAGCAGAUUGGUCGAGUGGGUGUCAACGGAUAGAGCCAUUAGCAUGUGGGAAUGAGAACGGAUAUGGGGAUAGUUUUCCUAAUAUUACUGGUGUAAAAUUCCCUGACACAAAUGUCUCAUGGUACAAUCAGAGCAUGACACUUGCCGAAUGUGAAGUUGCCUGCAAGAGGAAUUGCUUGUGUAUGGCGUAUGCUAAUUCAGAUAUUACAAAUGGCGGAAGUGGAUGCUUGCUAUGGUUCAGUGAUCUAGUGGAUAUACGCUUGGAUGACGAAACUCAACAGCUAUACAUUAGAAUGCCUGCCUCUGAGCUAACAAGCCCUACAGCCCGGGAACACGGCUCUAACAAAAAGAAGCAAACGAUCAUAAUAGUUGUGUCAACUCUACUUGGUUCGAUCCUCAUUCUAGCACUUUAUUUAGCAUGGAGAAAGAACAAGAGAUCUCACAAGACAAUACUAGGUCGAGUACCAGCCCGGAACGAGAAGUGUGCCAAUGAAAGUGGCAAGGAAGAUAAAGAGUUGUCGUCUUAUAGCCUAUCCAUCAUUGCUAAUUCUACUAACAACUUCUCUCUCAACAAUAAGCUUGGUGAAGGUGGCUUUGGUUCGGUUUACAAGGGCGUGUUGGAAGAUAGACAAGAAAUAGCUGUGAAACGACUGUCGGAAACUUCAACACAAGGGCAAGAUGAGUUCAAGAAUGAAGUUAAGUUCAUUGCCAAACUGCAGCAUAGAAAUCUUGUAAAGCUUAUUGGAUACUGCAUUCAGGAAAAGGAAAGAAUGUUGAUAUAUGAAUACAUGGCAAAAAAAAGUCUUGACUCGUUUAUCUUUGGGACCUACAGAAGUUCAACACUUGAUUGGCCUCAUCGUUUUCAUAUUAUCCAUGGGAUUGCUCGUGGACUUCUUUAUUUGCAUCAUGAUUCACGCUUAAAUAUCAUACAUAGAGAUUUGAAAGCUAGCAAUAUUUUGUUGGAUAAGGACUGGAACCCAAAGAUAUCAGACUUUGGUCUUGCAAGAAGGUUUAGUGGACAUGAAACUGAAGUUAAUACUACCAGAGUGGUUGGAACCUAUGGUUAUAUUCCUCCGGAGUAUGCACUGCACGGGCUUUUCUCAGUAAAAUCCGACGUGUAUAGCUUUGGAGUUUUGGUGCUUGAAAUUGUAUGUGGGAAGAAAAACCAAGGAUUCUCUCAUGAAGAACAUAACCAUACCCUUAUUGGACAUGCAUGGAGACUGUACAACGAAGGAAAGUCACUUGAGCUCAUGAGUUCAUCUCUGGGAGCCUCGUGUGUUGAGUCUCAAGUGUUGCGAUCAAUACAUAUUGGUUUGUUAUGUGUGCAACAUCAUGCAGAAGAUAGACCAACUAUGUUGUCGGUGGUUCUCAUGUUAGGUAACGAGAAUGCUUUGCCUCCACCUAAACAACCUGCAUUUUUCACCGAAGAAGAAAUGCCAGAUUUUGGAUGUAUUUCAUCUGGACCAACAUUGGAUUCUGUUGAUGAAAUCACCAUAACCCGUUUACAAGCUCGAUAA
Helianthus annuus (common sunflower) is the source of this 2628-nucleotide messenger RNA. RefSeq names its product G-type lectin S-receptor-like serine/threonine-protein kinase At4g27290. NCBI's taxonomy places the organism in Eukaryota, Viridiplantae, Streptophyta, Magnoliopsida, Asterales, Asteraceae. Bases 625 to 2628 code for a protein of 667 amino acids. Gene Ontology annotation, molecular function: ATP binding; protein kinase activity. The record is from RefSeq and is a predicted model, not a curated record. The transcript has 7 exons. Gene Ontology annotation, biological process: protein phosphorylation; recognition of pollen.